GUAGUAGUAGUAGCCGCCGCCGCCGCCGCCGCCGCCUCUUUCCGGAGACCGCGAAAGGCCCGAAAGCCUCUGAGAAGAGAGCGGGGACGAGGCCGACCCGGCUGGUGUGGACUGCUCGGGAGAAGCUCCGGCGCCUGGCGGGGAAUUGACGGGCGCGCUCCCUACUGAGCGGCGGCGGCGGCGGGGGGAAGCGAUGCGCCGCGGUUGAUCUGGCCAUCCGGGCAUUUGCCUUCCCCGCUUCCCUCAGAGAGAGCCCCCCGCUUCCCGCUCCCGGCUGCCCUCCCUCCCCCUCCCCCGCGGAGCCCUCUUCAUCCGGGUAACCCUGUUUCUGCGCCCUCCUCAUCCGGGUAACCUGCGGGGCCCCCUUGGCCCUCGCCGUCCCCGGUGCGCGGCCCUCCGCCUCCCCUCAGGCGCUCCUCUCUCCCGGGCGCCUCUUCCUCCUCCCCGACCCGACCCUUGACCCACCUUCGCCCUGUCCGAGCGCCCGCCCCCUCGUCGUCGGGGCAACUGUCACCCCUCGCCCCCUUGAACCUUAAUCCCCGCCGGUCUCCGGGCCCUCCCCGCCCUCGCCAUGACUAUCCUGCCCAAGAAGAAGGCCUGCCCGGCAGCGGGGGACGGCGAUAGGGACCAGCCUGGCUCCCGAGGGGGCGACCCGCACUCGGGGCGCGGCGGCGCCCGCCCCCGGGCCUCGCCGCCGCCUCCGCCGCCCCGCUGGGGGCUGCCCCCCGCCGGCUCCCCGCCGCCGCCCAACCCCGGAGUCGGAGCCGGCGGCGACGGGCCCGGCCUCGGGCUGCUGGACCCCGGAGUGGCCGAGGCGCGGGGCGGGGUCGGGGGCGGCUGCUGCUCCGGCCCCGGGCACAGCAAGAGGCGGCGGCGCGGAGGGUCCGGCGGCGGGCUGGGAGCCGCGGGGCCCGGGGGAGCGGGAGGCAACAGCCCCGAGCAGGAUGAGGCCGGCGCCGGCUACAACAGUGAGGACGAGUACGAGACAGCGGCGGCCCGCAUCGAGAGCAUGGACCCGGCCACCGUGGAGCAGCAGGAACACAGGUUCGAGAAGGCGCUGAGAGAGAAGAAAGGGUUCAUCAUAAAACAGAUGAAGGAAGAUGGGGCCUGCUUGUUCCGGGCUGUGGCUGACCAGGUAUAUGGUGACCAAGACAUGCAUGAAGUGGUCAGGAAGCACUGUAUGGACUACUUGAUGAAGAAUGCCGAUUACUUUUCCAAUUACGUAACAGAAGAUUUCACCACUUACAUCAACCGGAAGCGGAAAAACAACUGUCACGGCAACCAUAUUGAGAUGCAGGCUAUGGCAGAGAUGUACAAUCGACCUGUGGAGGUUUACCAGUAUGGCACAGAGCCCAUCAACACUUUCCAUGGCAUCCAUCAGAACGAGGAUGAGCCCAUCCGAGUGAGCUAUCACCGCAACAUACAUUACAACUCUGUGGUGAACCCCAACAAGGCUACCAUUGGUGUGGGACUGGGGCUGCCCUCCUUCAAGCCAGGGUACGCGGAGCAGUCCUUGAUGAAGAACGCAAUCAAGACAUCCGAGGAGUCAUGGAUCGAGCAGCAAAUGCUAGAAGAUAAGAAGCGAGCAACUGACUGGGAAGCAACCAACGAGGCCAUUGAGGAGCAGGUUGCCAGGGAGUCUUAUUUGCAGUGGCUGCGUGACCAGGAAAAGCAGGCCAAACAGCCCUGCAAAGCCAGCGCUACCUGCAGCUCCGCCACGGCGGCUGCAGCCAGCGGUUUGGAAGAAUGGAGCGGCCGCUCUCCACGCCAGCGCAGUUCGGCGUCUUCCCCAGAGCACCCCGACUUGCACAAUGAGCUGAACGCUGCCAAGCCACCUUCCCCUGGGAGCACUGCAGCUCUAGCACUUACAAAGCCCCCCUCGCCGUGUGCUCCUGGUACAAGCAGCCAGCUUUCUGCAGGCGGUGGCCGAGCAACCCCUCCCUUAGUAUCGUUGUAUCCAGCCCUGGAGUGUCGGGCAAUAAUGCAGCAGAUGUCACCAACAGCAUUUGGCUUGAGCGACUGGGAUGACGACGAGAUCUUGGCUUCGGUGCUGGCGGUGUCACAACAGGAGUACUUGGAAAGCAUGAAGAAGAGUGCCCUGCACAGAGACAGUGGCUCAGACAAAAGUUGAUAAUUCGUUUGCAUCUCCUGUGUUCGCCUGACACCCCUUAGGUGCAUGUUUUGGCAGGAAGGAUGAUAAUACCUGGGACCCCUCCCCUCCUCUGCUGCUGCUGAUCAAAGCUCCUUCGGCUGCCCUUUUGCCCCGUCAUUUUUUGGCUCUUGGCAUCCAACCUCCAAUGUGCUUGGGGGAGAAGCGAGAGAAGGACUGGACCUCCUCUGCAAGGAGCUGGAACACGCACAAACUGGGGCAUGCUGGGCUUCCCCCUUCAUCAGCCCUUCCUUCAUUAUUGAAUAUAUCUAUAUAUAUGAUCCAAUCCUAAGUGAGACCUCCCCACUUUUGAAUGGGAGGGUUGCAGUUUGCUUAUAGGGUGGUGGGAAGGUGGACUCUUCCGGUUGGGUUUUGGAGAGCGGAGAGAAGCUCAGCUGCUUCUGUGGAAGCAGAGUGUGACUGCAGGGCCCACCAGGUUCCCUCACCCUUGGGAGCUGGGGAUAUAAUAAUGUUCAAGCAUGAAGGGGGUUGGGGGGGCUAAGCAGUGUGUUAACGGUUCUUUCACCUGCCCCCUUUUAACACUAGUAUCCUGGCUUCUAACGGAAGGGUCUUCAGUGGAGUGGGUCCCUAAACCUGCAACCAUUUGAAAUCACUCCGCCUUCAUCUCUGAGGAACAGCUGUGGUCAUCUACAGGAGGACCACCUCCGUGGCUGCUUUGUCUUGCUCCACGUGGCAGCCUCUCUUCUCUUUCCCACUUGGGUGUCAGUCCCUGUUUGUUCACGUGUGGCCCCUGACAUCUGGGAGUGCACCACAGGCUCCCGACUUUUUUGCCCAGCCGUGUGGUCUCCCUGACGCUCUGCUUGUUGGCUUUCUUGGCCUCUCCCGCUGCUGACUCUUCUAUUCUCCCUGUGCCUAGCAGCGGGGGAGGAGGGACGGGGGGGGGGGUUUGGAGAACACACCACUUGUCAUUCCAUGUCAGCACUUCCUAGGAAUGGGCCAGGCCUUUAGCUGCAUCGUGGAAAGGAGGUGUUGGUAACAAAAUGGACUCUGGCACAAGCUCAGAAGCUGUAGGCGACAACUCUGCAAUGUUGGGAAGGUCCCAGGUUGUCCUGUGAUGAAAGUAGACCUUGAACCCCACAGUUGGGACCCAUGCAAAUGGCGGGGGAACCUGUCCCACGAGGGACCUAGACUGUUGGCAGGCUGGCCUGAAGGUCAAUUAACUCCUAGAAAAGAAAGAUCUCUCCUCGUCCGAGUGUGGUGUCUUCCUAAUUACUGCUGUGGUUAUACAAUCCACCUAAUGUGGCCAUUUAUUUUUUAUUCUCGAAUCCUGGGUGUGAACAAACGUUUCUGCCUUCCCCAUUCAUGCAAGGGCCACAGCACCAGUGCACUCAACUACUCCUGCAGCUUCGUGUUGUGUCCAAAAUUCAUGAAGGGCCGGGAUUUGCUAAAGGUCCUUCCCCCUUGGCAUUGCUUUCUGAGGCUGCAGAGUGGCAGCUUUGAAAAGGGGUGGGAGGGAAGUGGGUAGGUAGUCUACUGCUUUAGGAAGACAGGUUUCAAAGUGGUAUUUGGUGCCUGAAAUAAAGUAUUGAUCUAUGCUCUACUUCUCUCUUCCCCCCCCCCAAAAAAAAAACCCCUUUGUGUUUCACCUGUGAGAGAGGUGCUUAACUUCCCUGUGCAGAAUGAGAAAAUGAAGCAAGAACAGGUGAGGAUGUACUUGAAGUAUGAAAACAAAGCAAAAUAUCCAAGCCUCUUCCUCUGAUGUGCUUUCUUGUUCCUACGAAACCCUUUCAUGGGUCGCCUUUCCUUGCUUCUCCAGGGAUCCCUUUAUGCUCAGCUCCCAUGAUUCCCCCACAAGAGAUGGAGCCACUGGUUAUCGGCUUCUUCGAACUGAACGGUGCACAUGGGCCACACUUGGAUGUGCCCUUUGACCCACUCCAUGUGCUGGUUUACUGCCAAUUAGAUAUUAAAAUUCCUUGACCAGAAAUGCCAAAUUCUGCAAGAUCGUUAUAAGCAGAAUAAAUCAUGUAAAUAUUG
Podarcis muralis (Common wall lizard) is the source of this 4144-nucleotide messenger RNA. The record is from RefSeq and is a predicted model, not a curated record. NCBI's taxonomy places the organism in Eukaryota, Metazoa, Chordata, Lepidosauria, Squamata, Lacertidae.